Molecule: messenger RNA, 5403 nt
Organism: Fukomys damarensis (Damara mole-rat)
Lineage: Eukaryota; Metazoa; Chordata; Mammalia; Rodentia; Bathyergidae
Gene: Clmn
Product: calmin
Exons: 13
Coding region: 1-2850 (949 amino acids)
Biological process (GO): negative regulation of cell population proliferation; nuclear migration
Cellular component (GO): cytoplasm; meiotic nuclear membrane microtubule tethering complex; nuclear outer membrane
Molecular function (GO): actin filament binding
Source: RefSeq, a predicted model, not a curated record
AUGGGUCUGCCCGGGGUUACAGUGUGGACCAAAUUUGUUGAGAGGGAAAAUGUGCAGAAGAGGACUUUUACUCGAUGGAUAAAUCUACAUCUUGAAAAGUGUGACCCACCUCUAGAAGUUACAGACCUCUUCGUUGAUAUACAAGAUGGCAAAAUCCUAAUGGCUUUGUUAGAAGUCCUGUCGGGGCGGAAUCUGCUGCACGAGUACAAAUCCUCCUCACAUCGGAUUUUUCGGUUGAACAACAUAGCGAAAGUACUUAACUUCCUGGAAGACAGCAACGUAAAACUGGUCAGCAUUGAUGCAGCGGAAAUAGUGGACGGCAACCCCUCUCUGGUUCUCGGGCUGAUAUGGAACAUCAUCCUCUUCUUCCAGAUUAAGGAGCUCACAGGCAACCUGAGCAGGAACUCCCCAUCCUGCAGCCUGUCACCCGGCUCGGCGGGCACAGACUCGGACUCCUGCUACCCACCCACGCCCACCGCGCAGGGGAAUGCAGGCAUCACCGGGAAAGACCAGAGGAGGGCCAUCAAGACCCUGCUGGCGUGGGUACAGAGGAAGACCAGGAAGUAUGGCGUGGCAGUGCAGGACUUUGCGGGCAGCUGGAGAAGCGGGUUGGCUUUCCUGGCUGUUAUCAAGGCCAUUGACCCCAGCCUGGUGGACAUGAAGCAGGCCCUGGAGGAGUCACCGCGGGAAAACCUAGAGAAGGCUUUCCGCAUUGCACGUGAAGCACUGCACAUCCCCAGGCUCCUGGAGCCGGAAGACAUCAUGGUCGACGUGCCGGAUGAGCAGUCCCUCGUGACCUACGUGGCACAGUUUCUAGAACGUUUUCCGGAGCUGGAAGCCGAAGAUUUCAUGGAACCAGAUAGAGAAGUUCCCAUUGAGUCCACCUUUGUCCGCAUCCGAGAAACUCCUCCUGACCAGGAGAGCAAGGUCUUCCUUCUGACGCAGAACGGGGAGCAAACCUACACCGUGAACCAUGAAACCAGCCACCCGCCCCCCGCCAAAGUCUUCCUGGGCGACCGGCUGGUGCCAGAAAGCUCUGCAGACUUUGAGCACAGGAACAUGGACCAGGCCCUCCAGGGGUCUCCAGGGAAGACCCGCACCACCAGCGAGUCCGCCCCUGAAUCUUCCAUCUUACCCACCAGAAAGGACAGCCGCAGGUCCAGCCUUCUGCCCACCAAGAAAACCGUCCACUUUGAGGACGGCACCUACAAGGACACCUCCAGUAGCCAGGAGCCGUUCUACAGCCCAGGCUUCCGCUUUGAAGAAAGUCCGAGGGCGGCCAGGGAGCUGCUGAGGCAGGGCAGGCGCGCCUCAGUGGAGGAGGAAAUCCAAGAAAGGACACCGGAAGAGGUGGCCUCCAGCGAGGUCCCUGGGGCUGAUGGCACAGUGAGUCACGCACAGCCACUCCAGGAUUCUUCUCCCUUUAAUGGUGCCUUAGAGGGUCCAGCCAGCCACGGUGAAGGAAGCCCUUCUCUGCCAGCCCUGAGGUUAAAUACUGUCCUGGCCGAUUCCAUUACGAUCAAGGUGAAGCUGCAGACUGCAGAACCCUUGCAGAAAGAAGGCUGUGUGGAAGGCGUCCCGUCACAAGCCGUGAAGCUCCUCAAUAGCAUGGUAGAUUUUGCUUCCACCAGCCAGACUUUCGGUGAGGCUCCUGCUGGUGAGAAGGCAGCUGGCAUGGAGGAGGAAGAGGAGGAGGAGGUGGGCUCUGGGAACUGUGCCCAGGAGCCAUCAGUGAAGUGUGACAGACACAGGCCUCCCACAGGCUCUGGACGAGAAUCUCCAGGCUACUUUGUGUCCCCUGAAGAGACACCUGCGGACAAAAAGCCAGAGACACCUGUGCAUGAAAAGGCCAAGAAGAAGUCCCCCCGGCCUCACAGCGAGGUAGAGGAAGAAGCCGAUGGGCCCUGGGGGCUUGGUGAACAACUGUCCUCCAGCUGCCUGAGGGGCAGCAUCAGCUUGGAGACCCUCGGCAGCCCCUCGCCUCCCCUGUCCAAGAUUUCUGUCAUACCCCAUGACCUCUUCUACUACCCUCACUACGAGGUGCCCCUGGCUGCAGUUCUAGAGGCAUAUGCAGAGGGCAGUGAGGACACGAGGAGCGUCGACUCGGAGCUGGAAGGGCCCAAGGACUGUCUGCCUGGCCCGGACCCUGGCGAGGGCGACGCCGAAGGCCCUUGGGACAGCGGCAGCUUCUCAGACCCGGGCCAGGGCCUCCCCAGCGCCAGCGACCAGGUGCCACCUUCCAGUGGGCACACAGGGGUGGCCACACCAGCCUCGGGACCUGCUCCCCCGGCCUUGCCUGAGGACCAGCAGCCAAGGGAGGCCAAAGACAGCGACCCCGUGGGGAGCCAUCAGUCCCCAGAAUUCCCAGACCCAGAAAGCACAGCAAACUCCUUAGAAGAAAAGGUAAUGGAAGAAUCAACCAGCAGUAAAAAAAAGGAAAAAAGGAAGCACGUGGACCACGUAGAAAGCACCUUGCACGGAGCACCUGGAAUCGUUCAGUCCUCAGAUGACCUAGAAGAUGGUGUUGGCGACCACGGCAUCCCUUCCAGGACUAGUCACAGUGACUCCAGCGUUUACAUUCGACAUCGUGCAAAUAGAUCGGUGGAGUCGGAUCAUAUUAGCUUUGCUCAGUUGAGGAACGCAACAGCUGUGGGUUACAGAAGGAACCGAACAUCAGCCAGGAAGGCCAGCAGCUCUGGAGAAGCUAAGUCGCUGGGGAACCAGAGUCCACCAAGUGACUCCCUGGCACAACUGGUCCAGCAGCCAGACUUGAUGUAUUUUAUCCUCUUCCUCUGGCUCCUGGUCUACUGUCUGCUGCUCUUCCCACAGCUGGAUAUCAACAGGCUCUGAUGUGCAUUCUGCAGAAUAAAAAAGACAGGACCCUGACCAAGAGUGGGGUCUCUUCACUUCAUUUUUAUUUUUUUGUUCAGGAUCAGGCCACUUCUGCAGAGAGUUGAAGACCUUCAAGGAGAUGUAGGCCCCCUACCCUGUUGUUUUGCUUUUUCUCAUGUUUCCUUCCCUCCUCCUCCCCAAGAGCAUGCUUUCCUCUCUAGCUGUGUGCUCAAAACUCAGGUUUGUGGCUGAAUCCUUAGGUAGGUUUUGUCCUGUGUGCCUUGCUUGGUUAUUAGAUGGUAAGCAUUGAUAUUAAAAGCCAAAACCUGGGGCUUAGCUCAUGCACUUGCAGAUUUUUAAGGUCUUGGAUGAACUUGAGUUACAGACCUCUCAGAGGAGGGUCUGCUUGGGGAGAAAGAGCACAGGUGCCCCAGGCCGAGUACUCCCAGAGGAGAACUGCCUUAUUUCCCUCCAGGUGGGGGUGUUUGUGUGCAGGGACUCGGGUCCACAGCCCCUUUGCAGCUUGGUGACUGGUUGUAUUCACUGGGGCAAAACCUCACAGUGUGAAGCUGAGGGCUCCCAGCAAGCACAUCCAGGAAAGGAGAAUCCAGGGGAAAGAGCAAAGGCUUUGUUGUGAGCCACAGGACAUUCUUUUUUCACCCUAGCUUGUGGGAGGGGUGGCCAGGGUGGGGAGAUGCAUUUUUAACCUACUUUUGCAUGGAUUGGAUUGAGGUAACACUGUGAUUUGCGAACCUUCUCUACCAAAGGGACCGCUCCUGCCAAAUGAAACCUGAGACGGGCUAGUCUAGACGAUGCAUUAUAAGCAGAGGUCUGGCUGGCUGGGGCCAGCCCUGAGACCCCUCCCAUUAGCUGAGCUCCUGUGCAGACCCUCAGUGUCCCACGGGGCGCUGCAGAAGGCCUGAGCAGCAGCAGAAGGAAUGGGGCUGAGGAUGAGCCUCCCCUCCCCAGCCAGAGCUGGCAGGGGUCCCAUAAGCUGCUGCUGCAGAAAGCAUUGUGCACAGACCCUCAGGAUGCCACUGAGUACCCGCCAGCAUCACUUGCUUUGGUCCUGAUGGGUUUCUUGAAAAGGCUUUUCUGGAAUGUACCCAGGGCAGGCCAGAGGCUCCUCUCCCGCCACUGCCCUUUCCCUCCUAAGACACCAGUCAGCAAAGCCUGAGUGUCAUUCAUCCUCCUCUCUCCCUUCCCUUCAAAAGCGUGUGCAGUAGACCUUGAGUUACAACCGGCCUGACAUACAAACAACUUGACUCAUGACUGGCAUUUUAGUUUUAUGAAGAAAGUUGAAUUAUGACCUGAAUGCUUGUCACUUGUGUUGCCAGAUGGCCUCAGGCACAGAUUUAACCCUUAAAGAGCUCUGGAAGGAACAUGGACAGUAACCUCUGCCGUGUGGGAGAGAAAUCCUGGGCCAGUGUCUCUCUGAGGACACUGAGAUCUGCCUGGGUACAGGAGAGAGACUUUGAAGGUUGUGUAGAGGAGCCUGGGCCUCAAAUGACCAACUGGUGUUACAGCCAGCCCUCGGGAAUGAGUUGAGUUCGUAAGUCAAGGGGUCACUGUAUUAGGCAACCUGCAAAGUUGUAAACUACUAGGAGAGCUCUCAGGGAUCAUUCUGUCCAGUCGAACCCAGAGAGGCAAAACAGGCUGACCAAGGUCACUGACUUGCCACAAGGAUGCAGCCCCCCUGUCUUCCAGUCCAGAGCUGUCACAUUUAAUGGAAGACUUUUAUCACACACAUAAUGUCCCCAAAAUGAUGCCUGUAAGAUAAAAUGCCCUCAUUCAAACACAACCACAAACUUUUUAGGUUAUCUAUCAUUCUUUUGCUCACAUAUUUUGUCCAUGAAGAAGUUUCCUUUAGCUUCAAGCCAGUCCCAUGCUCUUUCUGGAAUAGUUUUGGCAGAAAAGGUAAAAAUCACAUUCCUCCCGAGCAAGCCGAUUUCCGACAGUGGGUUUCAGGCUUACAGGAUUCCGGCAGGACCAAAACAGUCUACCCUGCGCAUUUGAGUUGGUGACAGCCACAUUCUGGCCUGUGCCCACUUCCCCUCCCUGAAAGAACUGCAGUCUUCCAGGGAGAAAGCCAUUGGGGGCUUGGAGCGAUUCCAUCUGGAAGGCCAGGAGCUCCAUAGGAAGAGCUAAUUCAUGAGCUCCCUGGUAUCAUCAACAGCUCCAAGGUACAGAUAAUAAAGAUGGUGGGAAAUUUUAUAGCUCUGGGCACCAUGCAGUCCUUGCCCAGAUUAGAUGCUGAAGAAGAGCUGACCCAGGUGUGAAUCAUUUCAUUGUAUGGCCUGGACGUUGUUCAGAGACGUCUCUGCAGGCUGCUUCUCUCACCUAUUACAACUUGCGAUAGUCUGAAACAGCUCCUGGCAAGAUGCCCGAUAGUCAUUUGGCUCUGGUUGGCAGUAAACUGACUUUUUUGAAAGAAAAAAGAAUUCAUUUGAGCUUAGGCAUAUAUGGAAGAAGUUGAAAGUAGAGGCUGCUAGACAAACCAGUCUAUUACUUGUGUUUUUUUUUUUAAAUAAAAAAUACUCUCAGCCCAGCAUGGUGGCAUAUGCCUAUAAU